AUUAUUUUCUUUACAAAUUAUCAAAGAAACAUGACUAAGAUGAUGAUGUGCAUUUAUUACUAGAAAUUGAUAAAGAGUUUGUCGCUCAUGGCAAAGUUAAGCUUCCACAAUAUUUGUCUCCUAAUUGUUUUCUUUACAAGUUUUCUCAUCACAGACACUUGCUCUGGCCUAUUGAAGAACCAUGUGGCUUUGUUCAUCUUUGGAGAUUCACUAUUUGAUGCUGGAAAUAAUAACUACAUCAACACCACUUUCAGAUCUAAUUACAAGCCUUAUGGCGAAACCUUCUUUCACCACCCUACUGGUAGAUUUUCGAAUGGCCGAUUAAUUUCAGAUUUCAUUGCUGAGCGUGCGAAGUUGCCACUAAUUCUACCAUAUCUACAGCCUGGAAUCGAUCAUCAAUUGACAUAUGGGGUGAACUUCGCAUCAGCAGGAGCUGGUGCUCUGCUUGAAACUCGCCAAGGAUUGGGGAUAGACCUUCAAACUCAACUUGGUUAUUUCAAAAAUGUUAGCAGGCAAUUGAGGAAGCAGCUUGGGGAUGCAGGGGCUAAAUCCUUGCUAUCCAGAGCUGUUUACUUGUUUAGUGUUGGAGGCAAUGACUACACACUCCCUUUUGAGAUCAACUCCACCGUUCCUCAUUCCUACUCGCCAAAACAGUUUGUGGGGUUGGUGAUAGGCAACAUAACCACAGUAGUCAAAGAAAUAUAUGAGAACGGAGGUAGGAAAUUCGGGUUUGUAAAUAUGUUGCCAAUAAGCUGUUUUCCAUCUGCAAAAGCAUUGCUUGGAAUAUCGUUUGGUAUUCGCUCCACGGGGGGACGAUGCUUUGAACAAAUUACACCCUAUGUGAAGCUUCACAACAAAGAACUUCCCAAGCUUCUUCAAAAGCUACAAAGCGAGUUAAAGGGAUUCAAAUAUUCACUUUUACCAUUUUAUUCCUUUUUGGACCAACGGAUAAAUCACCCUUCUAAAUAUGGUUUCAAAGAAGGAAAAGCAGCAUGUUGUGGCAGUGGACCAUACAGAGGUAGUAGAAGCUGCGGAGGAAAAAGGGGUGUGAAAGAGUACUAUCUAUGUAAGAAUGUAAGUGAAUAUGUCUUCUUUGACUCUUCUCAUCCCACUGAAAGGGCCAACCAGCAAUUUGUCAAUCAAUCAUGGAAUGGAAAACCCACUCUCUCUGGCUCUCACAGCCUCAAAGCCCUAUUCGAAUCUUAUUAAAAAAAGUAUA
Messenger RNA from Ziziphus jujuba (common jujube), 1219 nucleotides. RefSeq names its product GDSL esterase/lipase 3. Lineage: Eukaryota; Viridiplantae; Streptophyta; Magnoliopsida; Rosales; Rhamnaceae. Gene Ontology annotation, biological process: lipid metabolic process. The coding region runs from base 88 to 1209 and encodes 373 amino acids. The record is from RefSeq and is a predicted model, not a curated record. Gene Ontology annotation, molecular function: lipase activity. The transcript has 7 exons.